ACAAUGCAACUGCUUUGCAAGACUCACUGCCAGCAUCCAUGGGAGAAAAUCGAAACCUAAAAAGCCCUCCAAAGUCUUCUUAAAAUCUCAACUAAUACAGCAGCAGGCAUAGUCAAGAUGGCACUGGAUGAGGCUCAACGUCUCCUCUCACAAGUUCUACAAGCAGUCAUGUAAAGAGCGAAUUUACUUCUUCUCCACACUCAUAACAGAAACCUAGAUCUGGAAAGUGCUCUGAAGGAGUUAACAAACACCAGGUUCUCAGUUUCCGUUUAGUUUGUUUCCUGGUUUCUUCCUGGUUUCAGCGAUGGCGACUGCUAGUGUGAGAUCUGAGCUGAGCUGCCCCGUGUGCUGGGAGAUUUAUACAGACCCAGUAACCCUGCCGUGUGGCCAUAACUUCUGCCUGAGAUGUAUUGAGAGAACAUGGGACUGGCAGGAGGGGAUAGAGGAAGAUCCUUCAUGCCCUGAAUGCAGACGGAAAUACAAGAAAAGGCCUGAACUGAACAGAAACAUGACUCUGCGUAACGUAGCAGAGAAAUUUCUCCCGACUCACCCAGAGCAGGAAUGUUCUGGGAUCUUCUGCACUUACUGUGACUCCCCUGUAGCUGCUGCUAAAUCCUGUCUCCUGUGUGAGGCUUCUCUAUGUGUUACACACGUGCGGGUACAUAGCAAGUCACCAGAACAUGUAUUUACUAAACCUACCGCUUAUUUUGAAGGCAGAAAAUGUUCUGUACACAAAAAGAUCCUGGAGUUUUACUGCACUGAGGAUGGUGUCCAUAUCUGUGCCUCCUGCUGCCUGGUGGGAGAGCACAGGGGCCACAAGGUGGAGCCACUGAGCGAGGCCUCUGAGAAGAAGAAAGAGAAACUGAGGAAAGUUCUGGAGAAACUGAACCCAAAGAGAGAGGAGACUGAGAGACAAAUCCAGAUGCUGCAGGAGCGCAGGAAUGAAAUGCCAGAAAAAGCAGCCAGUGAGACAGAGAGAGUCGCUGCCCUGUUUAGAGACAUCAGGGGACAGCUGGAAGCCCUAGAGGAGAGACUCCUGAGUGACAUCUCCAGGGAACAAGAGAAGACUUCCCACAAACUCCAUGAUCUGAUCCAACAGCUGGAGAUAAAGAAGGACAAACUGUCCAGGAAGAUCCAUCACAUUGAGGAGCUGUGCAACAUGGCAGAUCCACUCACUGUCCUACAGGAACCGGAGUUUCAUUGGGCUGUGGGGGCAGAUACUGAGGGCAGAGUGGAAGAUGUUAUUGAAGGGGCAGAUAUUGAGGGUAGAUACAGAGAUAAUAUAAAUGCCCCUGCUAUAGGGGAUCUGGAUGUGGUACUGAUCUCAGAGACAUUACUCAAAGGCUUAGCUGAUAUAGUGGAAGGGGUGAAGAUGAGAUUAUUUCAAGGGGAGAUGUUUUUGAGACAUGUAAGUAGUCAGUUAGCAAUGAUAGGGAAUACAUUGGAUACAAGAAUGGAUCUAAAAUGCGGUUUCGUGAAGGCCCUGUUUGGUUUGUAGGGCAACAGCAUAUAGGUCAUGCCAUUGGCACAAGCGUAUAAUGCACAUCACAAUAUAAAAAUGACAAUGUUGUACUCAAACUUGUUUCUUGAUCAUAAUAAAUGCAUUGUAUCACA
Messenger RNA from Xenopus laevis (African clawed frog), 1614 nucleotides. Its product is annotated as E3 ubiquitin/ISG15 ligase TRIM25. Lineage: Eukaryota; Metazoa; Chordata; Amphibia; Anura; Pipidae. Bases 305 to 1498 code for a protein of 397 amino acids. The record is from RefSeq and is a predicted model, not a curated record. The transcript has a single exon.